CGAGAGGCUAGCGGGGGGGACGGCGUCGACGACGGCAGGAUAGGAAGCUGGAGAUGUGAGGCAGCAACAGCAUUAGCGCGCUCUGGGCUUGAGACGUAGGCCUGGGCCAAGCGGCGCCCUCAGCCCCUCACACGACCCCCAGGAACACUCGGAAAACCGGCCCUCGAGGCGGGGAGGGGGGAAGGCGGGCACGUGACCCCGGACAGCCAAUCCGGACGCUGCUGACGUGGCGGCGCGGCCGCGAGCCUCUCCCCACCCCCCAGCCCGCUCUGGAAGGGAGGGGUUGGGGGCUACGCCCCUCCCCCAACACUUGCUUCGGUUUCCGGGGGGGUUGACACCCCGGAUUACGUUCUCCCCCCGCACCCAGCCGAGGGCAACUCGAGAGCCCCCCCGGAAAUUUCCAGGAUCCAGGUUCCCCGCGGAGAACAGCCCGCGGCGUCCUGCGGCCACACCCUGGGCGACUAGCGCGGCCGGCUACGCCCACGCUGCCCCGCCCGGCUCCCUGCCUGCAGGUCCGGGAGCGAAGGCGACUUGCUGAACUUGGCGGUCGCCCCUUGCCCGAUGCUUCGAGCCUGGGACGACUUGGUUGCAAAGGGAGGCGGGGAGAAGGUACUGGAGGCUCUGGGAACAUGGCGUUUGCACCGCUUCCACCCUCCUCUCCCUGGAGUCGCAGAACCACUAUGCAGCCAAUUGGCUCGGAGAGAUGGCGGGCGGCCGCCUCCCGGUGGGUCUAUGCGGCAUUCUUCUGCCUGGUGACCGACGCCUGGAAAGCGAGACCCAUGACGUCAUCGGCUCGGGUGGCCAAUGGAAGAAGCUCCCGCGGAGAGGCGUUCCUCCCCUUGCGUUUCGGCCUCCUCAGGCGCGUGAGCGGGCGAGCGCGCGCGGAGGGGGUGGGGGAGCGCUCCAGCCGGGUGGCGCGCAUGAGCGGCGAAGCUCCUCCCCCCUGCCUAUAUAUAAAGGGCUGGCGCCGGGGCUCGGCGGCGCCAUUUCGCGCUGGAGCGGAGCAGCCUCUAGAACGACCUGGAGGAUUCUGCCAACCGGUACAGAGCCUUCGCGACGUCGGGGGCCGCCAUUACAAUCCACGUCCAUCCGUUUGGAAAUGGCCUUCGUCUCGGCCUAUGACCGGUCCCGGCGGACAGUACAGACCCUAUAGAAGCCCCUGAAGCUCCCCUUUUUCGGGCCCCGCCCAAUUCUCGGAGUCUGUCCACCCCCUCUACUCCGCCCUCAAGAGGAUUUCAAAGAUGGAGGCGGCGGCUCCAUAAACCACUUUUCGUGUUCAUCCGCCUCCAUCCGAGGUCGCAUCAGGACCGUGUCCGCACCCGACGGUCCGGACCGGAAGAGAGAGUCCUUGCAGACCGACGGCGGGCUGUAUUGACGGCGGUGUCUGGGAUCGGCGUCCGUCUCUGGGUUUGGAGAGCUGGUCCCUUCCAUAUCGCGUCUCUGCCGAGGCCGCCGCCAUUUUCUUGCUGUCCGCCGCCUGCAGAGCGCGCCAAGCUGCCGGGAGUCGUCAAGAGAGACCGCCGAGGAGACGCUGUACCAGCCCGGCGGGGAGCUUGUCUGGAGGGCCGAGAGGAGCGGCCUCCCCCCACUUCCCGGGUUAUGCUGGGCCGGGCGGUGAGGGGACCCGAGGCCAACCGGACUUGCCGCGGCUAAGGGAGGCGCCGGUUCCCCGUGGUCAAGAUGCUGCAAAACGUGACUCCCCACAAACUCCCUGGGGAAGGGAAUGCAGGGUUAUUGGGACUGGGCCCAGAGGCAGCAGCGCCAGGGAAAAGGAUCCGAAAGCCUUCACUCUUGUAUGAGGGAUUUGAGAGCCCCACAAUGGCUUCAGUGCCAGCUUUGCAACUGACCCCUGCCAACCCACCACCCCCUGAGGUGUCCAAUCCGAAAAAACCAGGACGGGUCACCAACCAGCUCCAGUACCUGCACAAGGUGGUGAUGAAAGCUUUGUGGAAACACCAGUUUGCAUGGCCCUUCCGACAGCCGGUGGACGCUGUCAAACUGGGUUUGCCGGAUUAUCACAAAAUUAUAAAACAACCAAUGGACAUGGGCACUAUUAAGAGGAGACUAGAAAACACCUAUUACUGGGCUGCCUCAGAAUGUAUGCAGGAUUUUAAUACCAUGUUUACCAACUGUUACAUUUACAACAAGCCCACUGAUGAUAUUGUCCUGAUGGCACAAACACUGGAAAAGAUCUUCUUACAGAAAGUGGCGUCAAUGCCACAAGAAGAACAAGAGCUUGUGGUAACCAUCCCUAAGAACAGCCAUAAGAAGGGGGCCAAGUUGGCAGCACUCCAGGGCAGCAUUACAAGUGCCCACCAGGUACCUGCUGUUUCGUCUGUGUCACACACUGCCCUGUAUACACCACCGCCUGAAAUACCCACCACUGUCCUCAACAUUCCCCAUCCGUCGGUCAUCUCGUCUCCUCUCCUCAAGUCCCUGCAUUCUGCUGGACCACCACUCCUUGCUGUCUCUGCAGCUCCUCCAGCUCAGCCCCUGGCCAAGAAAAAAGGGGUUAAACGGAAAGCAGAUACCACCACCCCUACGCCUACAGCCAUCCUGGCUCCUGGUUCUCCAGCCAGCCCUCCUGGUAGUCUAGAGCCCAAGGCAGCACGUCUUCCCCCUAUGCGUAGAGAGAGUGGCCGCCCCAUCAAGCCCCCACGCAAAGACUUGCCUGACUCUCAGCAACAGCACCAGAGCUCCAAGAAAGGAAAGUUAUCAGAACAGUUAAAACAUUGCAAUGGCAUUUUGAAGGAGUUACUCUCUAAGAAGCACGCUGCCUAUGCCUGGCCUUUCUAUAAACCAGUGGACGCUUCUGCUCUGGGCCUGCAUGACUACCAUGACAUCAUUAAGCACCCCAUGGACCUCAGCACUGUCAAGCGGAAGAUGGAAAAUCGUGAUUACCGGGAUGCACAGGAGUUUGCUGCUGACGUGCGGCUUAUGUUCUCCAACUGCUAUAAGUACAACCCUCCAGACCACGAUGUCGUGGCCAUGGCACGAAAGCUACAGGAUGUAUUUGAGUUCCGCUAUGCCAAGAUGCCAGAUGAACCUCUGGAGCCGGGGCCUUUGCCAGUGUCUACUGCCUUGCCUGCUGGGCUGGCCAAGUCCUCCUCAGAGUCCUCCAGUGAAGAAAGUAGCAGCGAGAGCUCCUCUGAGGAAGAGGAGGAGGAGGAUGAGGAGGACGAAGAAGAAGAAGAGAGUGAAAGCUCUGACUCAGAAGAAGAAAGGGCUCACCGCUUGGCAGAACUACAGGAGCAGCUUCGGGCAGUACAUGAACAACUGGCUGCCCUGUCCCAGGGCCCAAUAUCUAAGCCCAAACGGAAGAGAGAGAAAAAAGAAAAGAAGAAGAAACGGAAGGCAGAAAAGCAUCGUGGCCGAGCUGGAGUUGAUGAUGAGGACAAGGGGUCUCGGGCUGCCCGCCUGCCGCAGCCCAAGAAGAGCAAGAAAGCGAGUGGCAGCGGAGGCAGUGGUGCUGCUCCACUGGGCCCCUCCAGCUUUGGACCCUCGGGAGGAAGUGGCAGCAAGCUACCCAAAAAGGCCACAAAGACAGCCCCUCCUGCUCUGCCUACUGGCUAUGACUCAGAAGAGGAGGAAGAAAGCAGGCCCAUGAGCUACGACGAGAAGCGGCAGCUGAGCCUGGACAUCAACAAGUUACCUGGGGAGAAGCUGGGUCGAGUUGUACAUAUAAUCCAAGCCAGAGAGCCCUCUUUACGAGACUCAAACCCCGAAGAAAUUGAGAUUGAUUUUGAAACGCUCAAACCAUCCACCCUUCGAGAGCUUGAACGUUACGUCCUUUCCUGCCUGCGAAAGAAACCUCGGAAACCUUACACCAUUAAGAAGCCUGUGGGCAAGACAAAGGAAGAACUAGCUCUGGAAAAGAAGCGGGAGCUAGAAAAGCGGUUACAAGAUGUCAGCGGGCAGCUCAAUUCCACCAAGAAGCCCCCCAAGAAAGCAAGUGAAAAAACAGAGUCGUCCUCUGCACAGCAAGUAGCCGUGUCACGCCUCAGCGCUUCCAGUUCCAGCUCCGAUUCCAGCUCCUCCUCCUCCUCCUCCACUUCGUCAGACACGAGUGAUUCAGACUCAGGCUAAGGGGCUAAACCAUGGGGCAGGAAGGCUCCGCAGGACCGGACCCCCAUCCCACCCUGCCCCUCUGCUGUGAUGCUUCAUCUCACCCCACCUCCCCCCUCUGUAGGAGAGCCGGCUCUGCAGGGGGGAGGAAUACAGGGACCUUUGCUGAAGGAGGGACGUGGAAGAAUGAUGUGGAAUUCCCAGCCAGCCCUGUUGGGAGUGAGCUGUUGGACAUGGCACCCACCUGCGCGGUGGGGCGGGACAGGACAGGGUGGGCACAGCAGAGGCCCUGGCAGGAAUCACCCGAGGCCAUAGCUGCUCUGUGCACUUCUGAGAGGCCCUGUUUUGAGGUUGUUUGUUCUAAUUUAUUAAGCUAGGUGAGGCUUUUGGGUAGGGCCAAGGUUCCCUCAGCCUCCAUGGGGAGGGAAAAAGGUGGUUUUUUGUUUGUUUUUUUUUUACGUUGACUUUUUUUUUUUUUCUACUUGUUUUUCCCCUUUUUCCCUCCGUUCCAUUUGGGGCCCUGGGGUUUCAUUCAUCUCCCCAUUUGGUCCCCUGGACAGUCUUUGUCUCUUGAUUCUAACUUGUAAAUAAAGAAAAUAUUAUUC
This is a messenger RNA of Octodon degus (degu), 4670 nucleotides long. RefSeq names its product bromodomain containing 2 (gene Brd2). The transcript is spliced from 13 exons. The record is from RefSeq and is a predicted model, not a curated record. Bases 1681 to 4086 code for a protein of 801 amino acids. NCBI's taxonomy places the organism in Eukaryota, Metazoa, Chordata, Mammalia, Rodentia, Octodontidae. Gene Ontology annotation, biological process: chromatin remodeling; regulation of DNA-templated transcription. Gene Ontology annotation, cellular component: chromatin; nucleus.